Messenger RNA from Coccinella septempunctata (seven-spotted ladybird), 987 nucleotides. Its product is annotated as craniofacial development protein 2-like. Gene Ontology annotation, molecular function: catalytic activity. Bases 1 to 987 code for a protein of 328 amino acids. The transcript has a single exon. The record is from RefSeq and is a predicted model, not a curated record. Gene Ontology annotation, biological process: chromatin remodeling. Gene Ontology annotation, cellular component: nucleus. Lineage: Eukaryota; Metazoa; Arthropoda; Insecta; Coleoptera; Coccinellidae.
AUGUCAGCAUCAAACAAAGAGAAUAAUAUUACUGAUCAUGGAUCACGGAAGCCAAGAUCCGGCAGGGGAGGAACAGCACGACAGGAACGCAGGGCCUCCCAGGUCGUCAUCCAGCGAAAUCCCUGCGAUUUGCUAACAAGAAAAGACGAAGUCACGUUGAAACUAAAGGAUAGCAAGAAAGUUGGUACAUGGAAUGUGCAAAGUCUAUUCCAAGCCGGCAAAGUGGACAGUGUUAUUAACGAGAUGCAAAGACUCGAUGUCGAUAUCCUUGGGUGCAGCGAAGUAAGAUGGCCCAACUAUGGACAAUGUAGAAUAAAUGACCACACAGUGUACUACUCCGGAGAUACAUCGACUGGAAAUAAGAACGGAGUGGCUGUAAUAGUCAACAGAGAAGUUGAGAGAUGCGUACUCGGCUUUAUAGAAAUUUCAGAUAGAGUGGCAAUACUCAAAGUUAAUGCCAAACCAUUCAAUAUGAACAUCAUUCAAACCUAUGCUCCAACCUCGGAAAGUUCAGAACAGGAAGUUGAAGAACUCUAUGAACAACUCAAAAUGGCCCUAAAUCAUACCAAAAAACAAGAACUGAAUAUCAUAAUGGGGGAUUUCAAUGCCAAAAUAGGCAAAGGGACUGUAGACACGACAGUGGGCCAGUUUGGACUGGGAACUCGAAAUGAUAGAGGAGAUCGCCUUAUUCAGUUCUGCCAGGAAGUUGACAGUGCAGUAAUGAAUACAUUCUUCCAAUUACCACCUCGAAGACUUUAUACCUGGAGAUCUCCAGCUGAUAGUCCGCAAAAAGUCAUCAGAAAUCAAAUUGACUAUAUUAUCAUAAAUAAAAGGUAUCAAAACUCUGUGAAAACCACAAAAACUUAUCCAGGAGCGGAUGUUGCGUCAGAUCACAAUCUGUUGUUGAGCAGGAUAAAGUUAAAGCUGAAAAAAGUUCAAAAAGAAAAACCCAAAAAAACGACCAGAUAUCCAGAAACUGAAAGAUGA